GGGCUCCCGUAGCAGGGCGCGGUGGUGGCGCCACGUCCCGGGCAGCGUCCGGGAAGGAGUCAGUCCGGCACUGCUUGGGGUGACAAUGGCCUUCACGCUGUAUUCCCUGCUGCAGGCGGCCCUGCUGUGCGUGAACGCCAUCGCCGUGCUGCACGAGGAGCGCUUCCUCAAGAACAUUGGCUGGGGAACAGACCAGGGAAUUGGCGGAUUCGGAGAGGAGCCAGGAAUUAAAUCUCAACUAAUGAACCUUAUUCGAUCUGUAAGAACUGUGAUGAGAGUGCCGUUGAUAAUAGUAAACUCAGUUACUAUUGUAUUGCUUUUGUUAUUUGGCUGAACAUCAUUGGGAAAUCAGAGACUCAGAAGAAAGGCCCCAGAACUUACUAUUGCCAUCGUGACUGGAAUAUUCAUGUUUUAGCAGGCUCAUCUUGCAGUUGACAAAAAAUGUAAAGUUGACAAUAAAACCAGUUUUUAUUUAUCUGAUUUUUUUUCAGUGUUGCACUUACAGUUUCAGUACAAAAAGAUCAGAUUGUCAGAGGCAGGAGUGCUGGAUUGCACAUACGUGUGUGUGGUUAAACUAGGUUGUUAAUGGACUGCUGCCUCUGCCUUCUUACAUGUUGUUCUGUCUCACAACUCAGGGAUGGACUUCUCUCCAAAGUUUUGGAAUCCCCUGUUAUUUAGGUCUGACCUAACGGUAAUUAACUUCCUGUGUAAACUUAAAGAGUUUUUUAAAGGAACAAUUACAUAUGAUUGACAAAUUGGUAAUUUGGGUAACUUAUUCUGAGCUCUUUGCUUAACUAGUCUACAUCAUCUCUGCUAUAAAGAAAUUUAUAGAGAAAUACAUGGAGCAAUACCAUUUCAGGGAGAAUUCCAAUUCUGUAAAUCAGUUGUUUGGUAACUGUGGUUUUAAGUUCUUUUUAUGCUGUUAUUGGCCUGAAUAAGGAGACCAGAGUAUUUACAUAUUCUCAUUGUUAGAAAGUCUUCCCUUUUUACAAUGAUGAUUUGUUUGAUAAAAUCAGUAUAACUGUUAGUUGGCAAAUUUGGCUCAUGUAAUCACUAAGUAAGCUGUUGGAGCAGGCUGUUUAUCAUGAAAUGUUCCCCUUCUCCCAGGUCAUAUUUCUUGGUGGAGUAGCAUAGUAAAGGUACGAUUCUUAAUUGCUCAUUCUGUCAGUAGACCACUUAUUCUAGGUAACUUUUAUUUUUUGUUUGUUUUGACGUCUUUUUUUUUUUAAUGUCUUAGGCAACCUUGUGAAGUACUUUGCCCAUCCCAUAAUACUAUAGUACAGUUUUAUAUAGGAAGAUUUAAACUGUGCAAAUAUUAUGUGAAAUGUUUCAGUUACAAUGUUUUAAAGGGGUGGGGUGGCAUCUUUCUGUACAGGAAAAUUUUUAUAAAUAAAGUUGACUUUCCAACUCAA
Molecule: messenger RNA, 1412 nt
Organism: Cricetulus griseus (Chinese hamster)
Lineage: Eukaryota; Metazoa; Chordata; Mammalia; Rodentia; Cricetidae
Source: RefSeq, a predicted model, not a curated record